ACAUCCUGAUCCUGUUGCUUUUCAGUUGCAUAGGACACACACGUGUGUACAUUGGUUUGUUAUCAGUCGUCCACAAUCGUGUUUUUUCUUUGUUUCCCUAUUUUAUUUCGUCUUUACAUGGUAUUAGUUUAGUCACUGCUUGAAAUGGACAACAACGAAAAUGGAAAGGAAGAAGACACGGAUCAGUUUUUUCUUGACCAUGUCCUGAAUACGCUGUAUGAUUUCGGUUUGGAGCAACUAGCAGCUCUCCAUGAGCCGUGGCCACCCCAGUUCAAGGAGAAAGGUGAUCGAACAGUAUCAAAGAGAGAACACAAGUCACAGAAGAAGAGAUCCCAAAGGAGUGAGGUGGAGGACGAGGACACCGCUGCAGACGAUUGCAGUGAUACUAAAGACAGUCUGGAAGUCAGACAUUCAGAUAUCUCAGAGAUUGACCUUCCUGGUGCUUCUGAAGUUGGAAACACAAGUUCAACCACUAAACAGGCACCACCAGUAGAGGUGGUCACAUUCCAGGAUCCUACAAAGAGACCGAGACAAGCCAGAAAGCCACCAGUGCCCGAGGUCAAGGACAAGCCUCCUCAAACAAAAGAGAAAAAGGUGGACCCAGAUGAAUUCAGUCUAGAAAAGGCUCGGUUAGAAGUUCACAGAUUUGGAAUCACUGGAUACCAGAAAGUGCAGCAGAGGGUUUUUGAACAGGAGCGAGCCAUCAUGCUUGGAGCAAGGCCCCCUAAGAAGGAGUAUGUAAACUACAAAGUGUUGCAGCAAAGGGUUAAGGACAAGAAGCAAAAGGCAAAGGACGAGAUUCAGACGGACUUAAAGAAAAAGAAGAUGACUAAACCAAGGGAUGAGAAGAGGAAGUCAUCGUCCAGUAAAGCGCCAACAGGCCAGGUGGGACGCUUUAAAAAUGGAAUGCUGGUCCUGAGCACCAAAGAAAUUCAGAAAAUAAAAGCCUCCAUCAAAAAAAAAUAAGUUUAAAAUAAAUGCCACAAAAGUGAUGAAACGAAAACAAUGAUUAAGAGUUGCAUUUUUGGGAGUUAAGAGACUUUUCACAUGAAGAUGCAGUAACGGACAAUUGAUGUCCAAGCCACAAUUAACAUAAUCCCAGAAAGACUAGAGAAAAGAUAUGAAGAGCACAUUCAUAUUCCAUCACAGUUUAUUCAUUAUAUAAAGGAAAGACAGCAUUUUUCUUCUUCUUUUAAACUGUAUAAUAUGAAAACAAUGCCAACUCAUUUCAUAUACAAACCACUUAGAAGUACGAAACGUUUACAUCGUAACAGAAUUCUAUCAAAUAAAGCACAGCUUUUUGUGAACACACUGGACACGGAUGCCAGUGUCCUAAUGGACUAGUUGACAUUCCCUAUGAGGUUUGGUGGUGCACCCUGCCUAGUUCUCUGGUAGUGUGGCAGUGAGAGGGCACUAGCCACGACCUCAGGGCAUGAGUUGUAUGCCUGUGUUUAGAAGAGAGAUGUCCCCCAGACUCGGCAACAACCUUCCCCACAUGGCAUACUGAGGGUGGGAACAGUACAUGUGGGCAAAAUAAACCUCUGAAAUGUAUUAUACAUUUAUAAAUAAAUAGAUGAAAUAAA
Molecule: messenger RNA, 1583 nt
Organism: Oncorhynchus tshawytscha (Chinook salmon)
Lineage: Eukaryota; Metazoa; Chordata; Actinopteri; Salmoniformes; Salmonidae
Gene: fsaf1
Product: linkage group 05 C1orf131 homolog
Exons: 8
Coding region: 145-966 (273 amino acids)
Source: RefSeq, a predicted model, not a curated record